Corylus avellana is the source of this 1304-nucleotide messenger RNA. NCBI's taxonomy places the organism in Eukaryota, Viridiplantae, Streptophyta, Magnoliopsida, Fagales, Betulaceae. The record is from RefSeq and is a predicted model, not a curated record.
AUGAAACAUAGGCUUCUAAAAUCUAAAGGGGAGUGGUAUAAGGGAGAUGUGAUGGCCAUAAUUGAUGAAGCCCUAGCAACUGGUGGCGACCCAAACGUUUCAGAUGCUUUCACAAUUAACGGCCAACCAGGAGAUCUGUACAAUUGUUCCAGUGCAACUACAUACCGUCUGAAGGUUGACGCCGGCAAGACUUAUCUUCUCCGGAUAAUAAAUUCCAUAAUGAACGAAGAACAAUUCUUUGGAAUUGCAAAGCACAAGCUCACACUGGUAGCAACCGAUGCUUCAUACACCAAACAAAUAACCGCAGAUUACCUCAUGAUAAGCCCGGGGCAAACAAUGGAUGUUUUGGUGACAACAAACCAGUCUCCCAGCCGCUAUUACAUUGUUUCAACUCCUUUUGCCGACUCCACUGCUCCCUUUGACAACACCACCACAACGGCCAUUCUGCAGUACAAUGGCAAUUAUAAACCCCCAUCAUCUAUUCCCUUCCCAACGCUUCCUACUUACAAUAACAAAACUGCUGCAGAAAACUUUACAAAGCGCUUGAGGAGCUUAGCAAGCAAAGCUCACCCUGUCAAUGUGCCGCGAAGUAUCACCAGAAGUAUCUUUAUUACUGUUUCUGUAAAUCAGAUUUACUGCCCCAAUGCAUCAUGUUCAGGCCCGGAUGGUAACAGGCUAUCAGAAAGCUUGAGUAAUAUAAGUUUUCAGACCCCAACAAUUGAUAUACUCCAAGCGUAUUACAGAAAUCUUCCCAAGGUUUACAGCGGCAAUUUCCCGACGCAGCCACCUUAUUAUUUCAACUUCACGGGAGAUGUGGGGAACAAUACAAUUUAUCCAAGCUUAGGGACGAAGGCCUUGAUAGUAAAUUACAAUGAUGCUGUUGAGAUAGUGUAUCAAGGGACUAAUGUUGGGGCAGCAGAGAAUCAUCCUAUGCAUCUCCAUGGUUAUAGCUUCUAUGUGGUCGGGACAGGCUCUGGGAAUUUCAACAAAAAGACUGAUCCCAAGUCUUAUAAUCUCAUUGAUCCACCAGAAGUUAAUACAGUUGGAGUUCCUAAGAAUGGAUGGGUUACAAUCAGAUUCAUCGCUGAUAAUCCCGGUGUCUGGUUUAUGCAUUGUCAUUUGGAAAGGCACGCGAGCUGGGGUAUGAAUACUGUGCUGAUAGUGAAGAAUGGGCGCACCAAUGCAACAAGCAUCCGCCCACCUCCUAAAUAUAUGCCUCCUUGUUCCAAGUCCUAGUUUUAGGAAUGCUUUCUACUUCAUUAAUUUGUGUGAGUGUACUCAAACCAAAAUAAUAAUAAUAAUAA